Molecule: messenger RNA, 2751 nt
Organism: Pseudoliparis swirei
Lineage: Eukaryota; Metazoa; Chordata; Actinopteri; Perciformes; Liparidae
Gene: b3gnt5b
Product: UDP-GlcNAc:betaGal beta-1,3-N-acetylglucosaminyltransferase 5b
Exons: 2
Coding region: 864-1994 (376 amino acids)
Biological process (GO): brain development
Cellular component (GO): membrane
Source: RefSeq, a predicted model, not a curated record
UAUAUGUCCCUCCCCUCUUGCUCUUGCAUUCUCUCUGUCUGUCUCCAACGCACAGGCGCAAACUGGCCUCAUUCACACAUCUCACCCCCGGUAAUGUUAUACAUGUUUAUAAUAUGUAUAUAAACACCUCUCGGCAGAAGCCACACCAUCUACAUUUCUUGCGCGAUUGUCUAGUUCUAGUCUGGAUAAAUCAGAAUCAGACGUUUAUCUUUCGUGUGUCACCCAGUCCGAGCACAACGAUGAGGCACAGAGGGCGGGCCUUCCUCUCAUCAUCCCCCCCCCCCUCCUCUCUCUACCACCACCCUUCCAGACGGCAGACCACCCCCACACUGAAAGAGGAAAGGGAGGGUGGGAGGUGAACCACGGCAACCGGCACAUUUACAACUUGCAGCCUACACAAAGAGGGCAGGGGACGGUUCAUGGAAAAGGGUUUGGCUGUUUAACGAGGGACAGUCCUCUGCUUCUGACAACCAUUCACCUGCACUCAUCUCGAGGAAAAGUAAACUUCCAGCAGAGGCAGAUCUGUGCAGCAGAAAGAGAAGACUGUUGGAUUCACACACAUCUUCUUUUUGACCGGACGAGUGCUUCAUGGGUGAAAGAUGACGCUCCAGCUGCCGGGCGGCCGCGCGCCUGAUUCUGUGGAGGUGGGAGACGUUUGCCAGCAGACCCGGUGACUUCCAGCAGCGCCGGAGCCUCCUGCUGAAUGUGGAACGCCGAGGAUGGAAGCUCCACCCAGCGCUGCUUCGAGGCGCUGCAACGACACGCUCAACCCCCACAACCUCAGCCAUCUCUCCUCCUCCCUCACGCUCGCCACCAGCCGCUUCCCCGCCAUCACCAACCAGACCGGGUGAACAGAUUACAGAAUGUUUGUGAAUUUCCGCCGGAUACGAAAAUGCCAGUGUGUGCAGCUGAUGACCACCUGCCUGGUGCUGUCAGUGGUGAUGGUUUGCUGGGAGUCGCUGGACAACAACGUGGUCAGCCACAUCAAGUCCUACUCGUACCGCUACCUUGACAACCACUUCAGCGACAUCAACAAGAGCCUCACCAUCCCACGCGAGCAAGCCAGAAGCUUCAGCAACUUCCGCUACCUGCUGGACCACUCGGAGAAGUGCGCCGGCCGAGACGUCCUCCUCCUCCUCUUCGUCAAAACGUCCCCGGAGAACACCGAGAGGCGAAAAGCCAUCAGAUCCACGUGGGGCAAUGAGACCUACAUCCGAAACGCGCUGGGAGUGACGGUCAAGGUGGUGUUCGCCUUAGGAACACCUCGGGCCACGGCGGGCUUCCAGGAGCUGCUCGUCCACGAGGACCGUCUCAGCGGGGACUUGAUCCAGCAGGACUUUCUCGACUCCUUCCACAACCUGACCCUGAAGCUCAUCCUGCAGUUCCACUGGACGCACAGCCGCUGUGCACACGCUCGCUUCCUCAUGACGGCGGACGACGACAUCUUUGUCCACAUGCCCAACCUGGUGCGCUACCUGCAGCACGUGAGCAGCAGAGGCGUCACGGACUUCUGGGUGGGUCGGGUGCACAGGGGGGCGCCGCCGAUCCGCAGCAAACACAGCAAGUACUACGUGCCCUUUGAGAUGUACCGGUGGCUGUCGUACCCCGACUACACGGCCGGGGCCGGGUACGUCGUCUCCAGGGACGUGGCUGAUCAGAUCUACCAAGCCACGCUGACCCUGAACGCCUCUCUCUACAUCGACGAUGUGUUCAUGGGCAUCUGCGCCAACGCUGUUGGUGUGUCUCCGCAGGAGCACAUCUAUUUCUCAGGUGAGGGCAAAGCGCCCUACCACGUGUGUAUCUACGACCGGAUGAUGACCUCACACGGUCACGUGGAGGAUAUCCAUGACCUGUGGAAGGCAGCGACCCACCCGCAGGUGAAGCAGGAGACUUCUGGACUCGCAGGGAGGCUGUACUGCGCCGCUGUGAAAGUGUCUCUCCUCUGUAAGCCGUACUAUUUUAACACCUAUCCUUGCAAAGCAGCCUUUUUGUAGUUGUGUGUGUGUGUGUGUGUAUGUGUGUGUGUGUGUGUAUGUGUGAGAGAGGGAGGCGUGUGAUAGGUCAAGAUGAAUGGAGGAUCAUUAACGCAAAUAUUGCCUCUGUUCUUUCCGAGUUAAUAUACACCGAUGUGUAUGCAGGCAAAGAGACCAGGUUCAUGGAGUCACUGCUCGUGUGCGUUUUCCAAUCUGGUUUAAUGAUGUAAUAACGCUGGCUUUGCAUUGAUAGCAGAAUGUGGUCAAAUUGUUUCUAAACAUAUGCUGUUUACAUGUAGUUUCAACUCAAACCCCCUGUUCUCACAUAUUAUGUUUCAAUUAUACACUUUUUUAUUUUCCAUUCUUCCUGAUUCUUGGAUUUUAUUUCUGCUGCUGCGACACACACAUCGGUUACAGAACAUCGGAAUCCUAAAGAGGAACCCUUUCUCAUCUAUCAAUGACUUUAAAGGUCAACUGCAGAAGUAACACAUCUGGUGGUUCCUGAUUUAUAAUGAAGAUAUGCAAUCAGUCAGCGAGGAGUCAAAUCUAAAAAGGUUUACAACUCAUGACGUGCAAAAUUCCUCACAUUGAAGUAGAAAAGGUGCGUCAGUGAGAAGACAAGCAGCUUGUGUGCUGAAAAUAAAAAAUGAUGUAAGGAUGAGCAAAAAAGCGACGGCUCUUAAUUGAACAUUUUCUUGUUAUAAGAUAUUUUUUUGUAAUUACAUUUGUGAAAGUUUUUUUAUUUUUAUUCAAUAAAAUCUCUUCCGUGAAAGUCCAA